Molecule: messenger RNA, 5259 nt
Organism: Choloepus didactylus (southern two-toed sloth)
Lineage: Eukaryota; Metazoa; Chordata; Mammalia; Pilosa; Megalonychidae
Gene: SLC25A45
Product: solute carrier family 25 member 45
Exons: 7
Coding region: 44-1177 (377 amino acids)
Biological process (GO): transmembrane transport
Cellular component (GO): mitochondrion
Molecular function (GO): transmembrane transporter activity
Source: RefSeq, a predicted model, not a curated record
ACGCCUCGGGGGAACGCCUGCUGUUUCUGGUCACGCCCCUGGGAUGGUCGCCCCACGAAUCAGCCCCGCCACCCAGCCGAGUGACCGAUGGCGAGUCCGCCCCCCCCCACGCGCCGCCCCACGUCCGACCGUUGACUUCGUAACAGGCCGUGGCGAAGGCUCAAGGAAAUCGGGUUCCCUCCCCGUGCCCUGGACAAUGCCUGUGGAGGAGUUCGUGGCUGGCUGGAUCUCUGGAGCUCUGGGUUUGGUCCUGGGACACCCCUUUGACACUAUAAAGGUGCGGCUGCAGACCCAGACCACAUACCGGGGCAUCAUUGACUGUGCCAUCAAGAUCUACCGCCAUGAGACGCUCCUGGGCUUCUUCAAGGGAAUGAGUUUCCCCAUCGCAAGCAUAGCCGUGGUCAACUCCGUCCUGUUCGGGGUCUACAGCAAUGUCCUGCUGGUCCUCACGGCCACCUCCCACCAGGAGCGGUGGGCCCAGCCUCCCAGCUACACACACGUCUUCACCGCGGGCUGCGCUGGGGGGCUCAUGCAGGCUGAGAGGCUGGGAGCUGGCAGGGGGCCGAGUGAGGGCCCUGCAGGAAGUCACCUUCUUUGUCAAUGUCGGCCUCAGUUGUGCCCUGGAGCCCCACCGUUUCCUUCCCUACAGUCCUACUUCCUGGCCCCUUUUGACCUCAUCAAAGUUCGGCUGCAAAACCAGACAGAACCGAGGGCCUGGCCGGGGAGCCUCCCGCCCCGGUACCGCGGGCCUGUGCACUGCGCGGCCUCCAUCUGCCGGGAGGAGGGGCCCCGCGGGCUGUUUCGGGGAGCCUGGGCCCUGGUGCUGAGGGACACCCCCACGCUGGGGGUCUACUUCCUCACCUACGAAUGGCUCUGUCGCCAGUACACGUCCGACGGCCAGACUCCCAGCUCAGGCACCGUCCUGGUGGCCGGGGGCUUCGCGGGCAUCGCCUCCUGGGUCUCGGCCACUCCCCUAGACGUGAUCAAGUCCCGGAUGCAGAUGGACGGGCUGAAGGAGCGCGCCUACCACGGGGUGCUGCACUGCAUGGCGAGCAGCGUCCGGCAGGAGGGGCUGGGGGUCUUCUUCCGGGGGCUCACCAUCAACAGCGCCCGCGCCUUUCCCGUCAACGCGGUCACCUUCCUCAGCUACGAAUACCUCCUCCAGGCCCGGGGCUGAGCCGGGGCGGGCAGUGCCGGCAGCCCCCCAGCGAGACCACCGCCCGGCCGCUCGCCACUCCAGUCCGGGGGUGGGGGUGGGAGCUCCCAGACAGGGGCCAGGAGAGGGCAGUGGGGAGCCCGGAUACGCGGGUCCCAGGCUCCCAGCAGCGCCGCCUCCUUUCCUCGGCUUCCCAAGCCCAGGAAGCAGGAAGGACAAGCCAAGCCAAGGAGCCAGUGUGCUGGUGACGUCCCCCAUCUCAGGGAACGGUGCCAUUCCCCGCACCUGGCGCCCUUGGGUGAGGCCCCCUCCUGGAUCUCUGCUUUCUCCCCAUAUCGCCUCCCGCCUCCCCUCCUUUCCGGCCCCUCCCCACUAAACCCCAAGAGCAACCCUCACGUCCCCCCCUGUCCAGGAUCCUUUAUUGGCUCCCAUCACGUCAAUCAGAGCCCAAAUCCCAACAGCACCUGGGCCCUUCCUGCCCGAUGGACUUUCCCGUCUUGAUGGCCUCUGCUCGUGCUUGCGGACCCUGAGCGAGCUGUGCUCCCCGCGCCCUCUGCCUGGAAGGCUUCGUUCCUCCUGGCCGGGGGUGGGAGUGCCCACCCGGUGGCACCGUCAUCUGGCACAGUCUGCCCUCCUCCCAGACCCAGGCCAAACCGCCUCCUGGAGUCCUUGCCUCGCCUCCCCAGCUGACGGGGCUCCCCGACACCCUCCAGCCCGUGCUCCUUGAUCACAGCCCUUGUCUCUGCUUUAUCACAGCUGUGGAUUGCUGGUCAGCCUUCCCAGUAGACUGUGAGCUCCUUGAGGACAGGGAUUGUACUUUACAGUUUUCCACCACCACGCCCGGUGCUCCAGACAUGACGGAUGUCAGUAAACGUUUGUUCCGGGAACUGCUGGUUGCGCUCCUGACCUCCCUCCCCCUCCCACAGGGUCACAGUGGCACCCAGCCAGCUUCUCUGGUCCCGCCACACACCCUCUCCUGAGCCUCCCUCUCCUGGAUUGCCUGCCCUGGCCCUCUCCGGGUCGUGUUGAGUGGACCACGGCCCAGUCUCGGGGCUGGGAUGGGGUUGGAGGUUGUUGGGGGUUGGUGGUGGGAUCCUGCCUUUCCCAUCCCCAUCAGAUGCCGCUUGUUUUCUUUCCCCAUCUCAAUUGCUAGUGGGAAUUAAAAGCAGCUAGGAGAGGUCUUUUCUUUGGCAAUAAAGGUGGACCCAGUUUAUACCUACUAAUGUCCCAAUGUGGUCUGAGACCAGCCCGGGUCCUCCUUGGUCAUUCCAGGAACUGGAGUCUCCCAGUUUUAAAAUUAUCACAGUAUUCAAUUAAAAAAAAUCACAGUUUACAGAGGAGGAGGCCCUGGCUCAGAAACCGUAGUGAUUUGUUCCAGGUCUCAUAGUUUGUAAGGAUGGAGACUGGGUGCAUCGAAGCCUCCAAUGCUGGAGCCCAGUUACUUUACUACAUGCCCACCUGGGGACUAAGUGGGACCCUCUUGGCCUGUGGCAGUCUCCCAUGAUCCACCCAAGUUCAAAUUCACCCAAGCCAGACCUGACCAAUCAGCCCCUGUGGGUGGUCCCGUUCACUUCACAUGGACUGUGUGCUAGAGAUGACUGGUGCCCACCCCAAACCCUUCUCCCCUCCUUCCAUGGCCACCGUGUGGCAGCUAGGUGGGGCCACAUGGUGAGGUUUUGCCAGAAAACAUGAGCACAAGUGAUGUGUGCAAAUUGCCCACUGCUUGCUUAAAAGGAAAUUCUUCACUAUUGGCUGGAAAUGGUGGUGACUAGGAGAAUGCAAAAGCCACAGUUGAGGGUGCAGGAGGCCCCCUGCUAGCCCAGAAGCCUGGUGAUGUGGGAGCACAGCCCCCCUGCCCUCCCUGGGCUGUUACAUCCUGAGGUGUCUGUCACAGCAAUUUAGCUUUCACCCAAACCGACACAAUGGGGAAGGAUCUGCAAGCUUUGAGAUCAAGGGUCAUCCAAGAGUGGUCCAUGGACCUGUGGCAUCAGUAUCUCCUGGAGCUUGUUAGAAAUGCAGGAUCUCAGGCCCCACCCCAGACCUACUGAAUCAGAAUCUCUGAGGAUGGGGCCCAGGAGGGGUGUAAAAAGGUCUCCUGGUGAUUGAUACACACACUAAAGUUUAAGAAAACAGUGUUCUGCCUCAAAAAGUGAAGCAUAAUUACCACUGACCCCUCAAUUCCACUCCUAGAUAUAUACCCCAAAGAACUGAAAACACGGACUUGAACAAGUAUUUGCACACACACGUUCACAGCAGCACAAUUCACAAGAGCCAAAAGGUGGAACCAGCCCAAAGGUCCAACUGAUGAAUGGAUGCACAAGUUACGGUCUAUCCAUACAAUGAAAUAUUAUUCGGUCAUGAAAAAGAAAAAAAUAAUGCGGUCCCAAUACAUGCUACAGUGUGGAUAAACCCCUAAAACCUGAAGCCAAGGGAAAGAAGGCAGAAUUGAAAGGUCACAUGUGGUGUGAUUCCAUUCAUAGGCCAUGUCCAGAGGAGGUGAGGCCUUAGGGACGGAACGCAGAUACCUGAUUGCUGGGGCUGGAAUGCAGCCUCACUGCUCAAGGGCUUGGAGUUUUCUUAUCGGGUGAGGAAAAUGGUCUGGAAUUAGAUAGAGGUGUUGUUGGUCGCCCAGGCGGCUGAAUUGUUCACUUUAAAAUGGUUAAUUUUCUGGUUUGCAAAGUUCAACACAGGGAUGGAGGGAGGGAACAGUGCUCCAGACACUCCUUAAAAGCCGCGAUGUGCUGCCCUUCCAGGCUGAGACGGACCGAGCGCCUGGUCCCAGCAGCCUCUCCCCGUGCACAGGUUCAGGAAGCCUGUAUGCAAGGUGUCAAGCCACGGGGUCGGCCUGAGGCCUGGCCCAGGUGACUGGAGCCACCUGGUGCCCUGGAUUUGGGCUGGGCAGAGCUGCGGUGGCACCGUGGGCACCGGGACCCUGCCGGGGCGCUUGGAGGCUGGAAAGAGCCAACAGUGUCUAAGAAAGAGGAGGUGGUUCUUCCAAACGAGGCAAGGUGGGGGCGGGUGUCAGAGUGGUCUCGUAGUUAGCCUUAUCUCCCCACAUUACCAGUUAGCAAAAACAGUAAAAUCAAAAGAUCCAUUUUUUUGUUUUAAUCCAGUCCUUUCUGGUGUAGUAAUAGGAUCUAUAAGUCUGCCCACGCUGUCUGGGCCCGGGCUCCUGGGUUCCGUCUCCAGUUCCAUCCAGGGGCAGCUCCUUGGGGGCCGGGAGCCCUCCCCCACCAAACUCACUUAGAGCCAGGACAGAGCUCUUGCCUGGCUGCAGGGCCCCAGAUCUUUCCACCAAUCCAGGGUGACAGCUACCAGCUAGGCUGGGAGAGAGUGAGUCUAGGGUUAAGCUUGGAGUGAUUGGAGACCGAAAAACAGGCACUCCUCUUUCACUGUGGUCCAGGAAGGAGACGUAACAACUUUGGAAAGCAGACUGGAAAGACAAACAAAGAUCAGGCAGGAAAUGGCUGGAGAUAUUUUUUUAAAGCUAGAUGUUUUUAAGCCAGCAGGGUUUGGUAACAUGCAUGUUAAGUGCCUGAAGGAAUUAGCAGAUGUUAUUAGAGGUCACUGUUAUUUUUAAGAGCACAUUUCAAUAGAAGGAAUCCCAGAGGUUAAGAAAUAGGAAAUGAACUGCUUUGAGACUAAAAAGGAGGGGCCUGUAUUUAAGGGGCACAUCUAAAGGGUUCGUAACUUGGGCAAACUUGGUUAAUAGCGUCUCAUUGGGUCCGUGUUGUCGAGCAAGGUAUGCGAGGAAUGAUGUAGUAGAAGAAAGUAUAGGAGUCUAACUUAUGCGUAUAAUGCCACUAAUGCUACAGAUGCAGGUAAAGGGGUCGUGACACACUUGAGCGUGAUUCUGUCAUCAAUCACUUUUGUCAGAACUCACUACACAACUGAGUUUCCUGGUUCAGUCUUUCAGGCUGCCACUCGAUACACUGGCACCAACAUGCAGUCACCCUAGUAUGUGCACAGGGGUUACACUGCUCCCCCCUGGAAUGGGGCUUUGGACCCACAGUGGGAAUGCAGGCCAGCUCACAUUGCACUGGGGAGGGGCUGGGGGGCAGGCCUGCAAGGGCACCAGAAGCUUCUCCUACUGUUUUUAAAUG